Magallana angulata is the source of this 1295-nucleotide messenger RNA. RefSeq names its product 1-deoxyxylulose-5-phosphate synthase YajO-like. The transcript has 8 exons. Lineage: Eukaryota; Metazoa; Mollusca; Bivalvia; Ostreida; Ostreidae. Bases 77 to 1159 code for a protein of 360 amino acids. Gene Ontology annotation, molecular function: oxidoreductase activity. The record is from RefSeq and is a predicted model, not a curated record.
AUGUUACUUUGCCCUUAUAACACUAUCGCGAAUUACCUGUGCAACAUUGUGGUUAAAGAUUGCACGGUUGUUUACAAUGGAGUACAACUUUCUUGGUCGUUCUGGGUUGCGUGUAUCAAACAUCUGUCUGGGAACGAUGACAUUUGGUCACCAGCGGUGGGGAAAAUUGAACAAAGCAGGUUGUCAUGAAAUCCUGGACCGAUUUAUUGAUCUAGGUGGAAAUUUUAUUGAUACAGCAAAUAUGUACACCAAGGGAGUAUCAGAAACCAUUAUUGGCGAAUGGCUUGUAAAACAGAACAGAGAGGAUCUGGUCAUUGCCACCAAAGUAAGAUCACCUAUGGGGGAAGGUGUCAAUGAUAUAGGUCUCAGUAGGAAACACAUCAUGGCCAGCUGUGAAGCGAGUCUGAGACGUCUUCAAACAAACUACAUCGACCUUUAUUACGUACAUGGUUGGGACGAUGCCACUCCCCCUGAGGAAUGGAUGGGAGCUCUAACGGAUCUUGUCAAUGCUGGAAAGGUGCGGUAUCUUGGAGUAUCUAACCUAUGUGGGUGGCAAAUGCAGAAAGUAGUCAACCUCUGCAAAUAUGAAAAGUACCCACUGAUCGUCUGUUUACAGCAACAGUAUAAUCUACUCUGUCGACAUCCAGAGUUUGAAGAAUUCCAAGUCUGCAAAAUGGAAGGUCUUGGUGUUUUGCCUUGGAGUCCUUUGAAAGGUGGCAUGUUAUCGGGUAAAUAUAAGCGUGGAGUUAGACCACAGAUUUCGGCAGGAAGAAUUGGAGUUGUUGCUCAAGACGAGUCGAUGGCACUAGAGGUAGCUCCGGCCUGGAGCCAGUAUGAUCAAAAUGAGGACUUCUGGAAACUCGUGGAGGGAAUGGAGAGGAUCGCCAAAGAAAACGGAAAGACAAUACCCCAGGUAGCCAUUAAGUGGUUGCUGCAAAAGGACGUGGUUCCUUCUGUGGUCAUUGGCGCCAACAGUCUGCAACAGCUAGAAGACAACAUCAGUGCUGCUCAUAACUGGAAACUCACAAAGGAACAGAUGGAAGAACUUGACUCUCUCUCUAAUCCUGGUACCCCGUAUCCAUAUGAGAUGAUUUGGAGAAUGAACGCUAUAAGGGUGAACUCAUUCAAUCCUCAGCCGACUGUCACAAAUUCCGUGUAAAAUGUAAAGAUUCACAAGAAGACUUUGUUAUAUCUUAAACUAUUCUUUGUGAGUUACGUGGCAUAAACAUUUAAAUUUUCUUAAUCAUGAACUUGUGAAUUGUUCAUUUAUUAUAUACAAUAAAUCACAAAAAGGU